Messenger RNA from Spirodela intermedia, 2352 nucleotides. The record is from the annotation of a GenBank genome assembly. NCBI's taxonomy places the organism in Eukaryota, Viridiplantae, Streptophyta, Magnoliopsida, Alismatales, Araceae.
AUGCAUUUUAAGCAAUGGAAGGCUUUGCUCGAAAGACAAAUUGAGAAGAAAAUCAAAAGACUGAGGACUGACAACGAUCUAGAGUUCUACUCCACCGAAUUUAAUGAUUUCUACAAAAAUGAAGGUAUUGUCAGGCACAAGACAAUUUGUUAUACUCCACAGCAAAAUGAAGUUGUAGAAAGAAUGAAUAGAACUCUACUAGAAUGAGCCCAUUGUAUGCUAUUAUCUACAGGUCUUGGUCAAGACUUUUGAGCAGAAGCAAUGUCUACAACUUGUCAUCUUGUGAACAGAUAUCUAGCCUCUACCAUUAACUUCAAAGCUUCUAAAGAAGUCUAGUUAGGUAACCCUCUUGAUUAUUCAAAUUUAAAAAUCUUUGGUUGUCUAACAUAUGUCCAUAUAAAUGAUGACAAGUUGAAGCCUAGAGCUAAGAAGUGUAUCUUCCUUAGUUAUGCCUUCAGAGUCAAAGGAUAUAAGUUAUGGCUUCUUGAUCUUAAAUCUCCUAAGUUUUUAAUUGAGAAGAAUGUUAUUUUUGAUGAAGUUGUAAUUCUACAUCCUAGAGAAAGGAUGUCCACCCUUAAAAUUAUAGAUUCAAAUGACAAUACUCCAAAUCAAGUGGAGUUAGAUAUAUCUGAUUCACAUAAGAUGUAUUCCCAGUAACAACAUAUUUUAGUGCUUGACAUGCAUCCUAUGGAGAUAUCUCUACAAAACCAGAAUUACUCUCUUACUUGUGAUCGGUCAAGGAGAGAUACUAAGCCAGCAUUGAGAUAUGAAUAUAUUGAUAUAGUCACUUAUGUAUUGACCAUUGCUAAAGAAACUUUGGAUCUGAAUGAGCCUUCUAAGUUUUCAGAUGCUAUAUCUCGUGAGAAUGCGGACAAGUGGUUAGUUACUAUAGAGGAGGAAAUUAAAUCUCUCUAUAAAAAUCAGACUUGGGAGUUGGUGGAGGCCCCUAAAGGACAGAAAGUCAUUAGCUCCAAGUAGGUUUUCAAGAAGAAAAGAGACACUCUAAACUCUGAUGAUGUUAGAUACGAAGUACGGUUAAUUGCAAAAGGUUACAGUUAGGUCAAAGGUAUUGAUUAUAAUGAUACCUUUUCUCCUAUCGUUAAGCACAAUUAUACAUGUUCUAUUAUCUAUUAUUACAUUAUAUAAUUUAGAGUUAAAAUAGAUGGAUGUUAAAACAACCUUUCUUCAUGGCAAUCUUGAAGAGCAUAUUUAUAUGUAGUAACUUGAAGGCUUUCUUGUUGAAGAAAAAAAUAAGCAUGUUUGUUUGCUGAAGAAAUCUUUAUAUGGCCUUAAACAAUCUCUCUGAUAGUGGUAUAAGAGAGUUGAUACAUUUAUGACACAACAUGAAUUCUCUCAUAGUAAAUUUGACAAUUGUGUUUACUUUAAAAAGUUGUCAAAUGAUUCAUUUCUUUAUCUGCUACUUUAUGUCGAGGAUAUGUUGAUCGCACCAAAAGAUAUAUUUAAAAUCAACAAAUUAAAAGCUGUACUCAAUAGUGAGUUUGAUUUGAAAGAUUUAAGAGCAGCUAAGAAAAUUCUCAGAAUGGAGAUUUGUAGAAGUCGGAGUGAAGAUAAGCUAUACUUAUCCAAAACUAAAUACAUUCAGAAAGUACUUAUGUGUUUUAAUAUGUGAGAUGCUAAGUCUAUUCAUACUCCAUUUUCUGUUCAUUUCAAGCUUUCAAAUUUUCUAUCACCAUAGUCCCUAAUAGAUGAAAAUUUUAUAUCACAUGUUCCAUACUUUAGUGCUAUAGGUAGCAUGAUGUAUGCUAUGAUAUGUACUCAUCUUGAUAUAUCACAUGCAAUCAGUGUAGUUAGCCAUUAUAUGGCUAAUCCGAGUAAAACACAUUGACAUGUUAUUAAGUGGAUUUUUAGGUACUUGAGGGGUACUAUUGAUACAUAUUUACAAUUUCAGAGAAUAAGUGAUACCUUAACUGAAUUUAUGGAUUCAGAUUUGUAAGAGAUCUUGAUAAACAGAUGUCACUAACUAGUUAUAUAUUUUCAGUUAGUGGAUGUGCUGUUAGUUGGAAAGCUUCCCUACAGUCUACUAUUGCUCUGUCCAUAAUAGAGACAAAAUUUAUGGCACUUACAGAGGCAUUAAAGAAAGCUAUAUGGUUAAGAGGUUUAUUAUUUGAAUUAUGUUCAUGUCAAGCUUCAAUUAUUAUCCAUUGUGAUAGUUAAAAUGUUAUUCAUUUCACCAAAGAUCAGAUGUAUCACAAAAAGACAAAGCAUAUUGACAUCAAACAUUAUUUUAUCCGUGAUAUAAUUUUCUCAAGUGAAAUUAGUGUGCAAAAGAUUGGUACUGAAGACAAUCUAGCUGAUAUGCUAAUAAAACCUCUUCCAAUUUCAAAGUUAUAA